AUGUCCUCGCAAACACCCGCGCGUACGCUCAACGUCCUCGUCGCCCUCACUGACCCUUCCGCCUUCCGCUUCGGCUGCUCCAUCGCUGCACGUCUGCAUCGCCUCGAGCAUGUUUCUCUAAAGGUCAUCGCAUGCAAGGACUUCCCGACCACGACGCAUACGACUAUCCCGCCCCAGCUCGAGCCCGUCUGGCACACGUAUGACCCCGAGAAUGACACGACGCCCGAGUGGCAACAUGUCGAUUACCAAGAGGCGAACGUCGCAGGGUACUGCUCAUGGGCCGACUUGCUGGUGCUGGCACCGCUCGAUGCCGAGAACCUUGCCCGCAUGCUCCAAGGGUUCACAACGAACCUGCAUCUGAAGAUACUGCGCAGCUGGAAUGUGUCGAAGAAAAUAAUGCUCAUACCGGGAAUGUCCACGUUGAUGUGGGAGAACCCCAUGUCGAGGAAGCAGAUCAGCAAGAUCCGCCGGAAGUGGAACUGGAUUCGCGUCCUCCCUCCAUUCUUAUGGUCUUUCGACCAUUCCGGGCGAAAGUACCACCCGUGGGUAGAAGGACAUAAGGCUUUCAAUGAAUCUAUACAAACACAGAUCGAUUUAAUGGCGGUUGGUGAUCGCACUAUCGCACUACCUAUUGCCCACCUCCCCACACUGACUCCUACAAGAAGCAAGGGCCCUCGUCUUCCUCCUGAGCUCUGGUCUAUCAUCCUGGAAUUCACCAAGGAUUGGGAAUUAGCAACUACCCUGAACGUACAUACAAAUCUGCCCGUACCGAAAGAGUGGCGACAGGCGGCUAGUGACGAAGGGCCCAAGACACAGAUGCAAAAGAUAGAAUGGGCGCUUCUUACCUAUUCAUACUCUGAAAUCAAGGCCCUGUUCGACGCUGAGAACCCUACGCGUAUAUCCCGCGUAUGCAUCGAACUGAUUAUGCGCUUUGCCAUGGUACCUGUUCUUGCGUAUCUGGAAAAGUUCCACAAGGAUCUCUUCUGGAGCACAUUUGGACAUACCUUCCUUCCUCACAAGGCUUCAGUGUUUGGCAAGACAGAGAUUCUCGAGUACUGGAGAACGUCGCCUACUUUCCUCACCAAGGAGUACUCUACGGAAGCCAUUGACAACGCGAGCCGUACCAACUGCGUGCAAGCUCUCGACUGGUGGUAUAACUCUGGUCUCUCACUCAAAUAUACAGAGGCCGCACUUGAGCAAGCAAGCUCCCAGGGUCACAUUCACGUUCUCAAAUGGUGGAAAGAGCAUAGCCGCCAUAGAACUGCCCCUUCGGUUCCUUCCUCACCAGUCGAUGAACAAGCUCCUAACAAGCCGCAUCGAGAUGACUUGCCUCUCAAAGUGGGCAAGUCCAUAACCUACGCAACCCAAUCAGGAUGCUUGCCUGCAAUUCACUUUUGGGUCGAAUCUGGUAUUCCUUUUUCGCAUGAAGACACAAUUGCCAAAAUUGCUUCAACCCACGGUCACACACACAUUCUAGACUAUUGGCGGAAACUUCGCGGCGAAAAGAUUCUCUUCGACAACCAGGUUCUCGUGGGGCCAACCAAGAUGGGCCAUGCCGAUGUUCUCGAGUGGUGGAAGCGCAGCGGCUUGAAGGUGGAAUACAAAACAUGCGAUAUUGAAGAGGCGCUUGAAGAUGGCGUGGAAGGAGCACGUGGAGAUGCUGUAAGGAGGUGGUGGGCACUGAAUGGAUUGAAUCUUGGGGUUGGCACGAGCGAGUGGAUGAGGGUGAAGGUCUUGGGUUCGUGA
Molecule: messenger RNA, 1746 nt
Organism: Alternaria atra
Lineage: Eukaryota; Fungi; Ascomycota; Dothideomycetes; Pleosporales; Pleosporaceae
Exons: 1
Coding region: 1-1746 (581 amino acids)
Biological process (GO): coenzyme A biosynthetic process
Cellular component (GO): phosphopantothenoylcysteine decarboxylase complex
Molecular function (GO): phosphopantothenoylcysteine decarboxylase activity; FMN binding
Source: RefSeq, a predicted model, not a curated record